UUGCGGCUAUUUAACAAUGUGGGACCCAUUUCUCCUUUCAAGUGUGAACGGAAAUGCUCCUGUACGCCGCAACUACCCCCAUUAAAACAUUUUAAUAAAGUCGGUGGGACCCACUUUUUCCGUUUAAAUAUUACCCCACCUUCACCGCAAUAUUAAUUAUCCUUUUUGUACGUGAUGCCACGUCAUCUACCACCCCACAAAUCCAACGGAUCUCAGGCAAUCAACAUCGUGUUGGUGGGCGCCAGCUCCUCGCCGCGUAACACUCCACUACUCCCCAUGUCGGUUGUGGUUCAACCGUAAUUUCAUCAAAAUUUAAGCCCGAAAUUCGGGUCCGAAAUUGCCCGACCGUUAUAAAUACCCGGACCCCCCUUUUACUCCAUUCGACAGAAAAUCUCUUCGCUCAAAAAAAAAAAAACAAAAACAAGAACCAGAAAACCCUAGAAGAUCAAAAUCGAAUUACCAUGAAUCGCGAGUCGCCUGCUCUCUUCCUCUCGCUUCUCCUUCUGGCGCUUCCUCUCUUUGCCUCCGCAGCCAGGAAAACUGCGGCGGUUCCCGGCGGGUGGACGCCGAUAAAGGACUUGGACGACCCGCACGUGGUGGAGAUCGGAAAGUUCUCGGUUGCCGAGCACAAUCAGGAAGCGAAGACGAAUCUGAAGUUCGUGAAAGUUGUCAGCGGCGAGCAGCAGGUCGUUUCCGGAGUGAAUUACCGCCUGAUCAUCGCGGCCGAUGAUCCCAAGGACGGAGUCGGAAAGCCGAAGGACUACCAGGCUGUGGUGUGGGAGAAGGAAUGGGAGCAUUUCAGGAAGCUCACUUCGUUUAAGCCUUUCGUGAAAGCCUGAAGAAGUUAAUCGAUUAGGAGGUUUGUUGAGUUAUAUUGUGUAGCUAUAAACAGGCGUAUUGUAUUUAGCCCGUGUCGUGUCGUGUCGCGUUUGUGUCGUGCUCUGCUCUCUCUCUCUCUCUCUCUCUCGGAUCGGGAGAGAUGUGUCGGUAAGAAAAAAUAAAAAGUAAUUUGAAUGUGAAUUUGAAUUUCGGUUUUGUUUAUUAGUA
This is a messenger RNA of Carica papaya (papaya), 1047 nucleotides long. Its product is annotated as Cystatin/monellin superfamily protein. The record is from RefSeq and is a predicted model, not a curated record. Gene Ontology annotation, molecular function: cysteine-type endopeptidase inhibitor activity. NCBI's taxonomy places the organism in Eukaryota, Viridiplantae, Streptophyta, Magnoliopsida, Brassicales, Caricaceae.